AUGGCGGCCCGUGUCCUUUCCACCUGUGUCUGCUGCCUCCCCGCGGCCUUUGUACCACUGCCUCGGGCCACCACUUUGGUCAUGACCCGGCCACUCAGCACCACUCUAUUCCCUUUGGGGAACCGGAUGAAUCUCAGGGCUCCGCAGUCGGUCUCGAUGCUCGUGCAGGCUCCUGGUAGAGUCACACAGCUGUGCUGCCAGCACAACAAUGCACCACCAUUGACGUUAGAAGGAAUCAAGGACCAUGUUCUUUACAUCUUGAAAUUCUAUGAUAAGAUUGACCCUGAAAAGCUUUCAGUGAAUUCCCAAGACCAGGGUUUAGACAGUUUGGAACAAGUGGAGAUUAUCAUGGCCAUGGAGGAUGAAUUUAGAUUUGAAAUUCCAGAUAAGGAUGCGGAAAAAUUAAUGUAUCCACAAGCAAGUGUAGAUUACAUUGCAGAUAAGAAGGAUGCAUGUGAAUAA
Echinops telfairi (small Madagascar hedgehog) is the source of this 462-nucleotide messenger RNA. RefSeq names its product acyl carrier protein, mitochondrial-like. Gene Ontology annotation, cellular component: mitochondrion. Gene Ontology annotation, biological process: fatty acid biosynthetic process. Gene Ontology annotation, molecular function: acyl binding; acyl carrier activity. The record is from RefSeq and is a predicted model, not a curated record. NCBI's taxonomy places the organism in Eukaryota, Metazoa, Chordata, Mammalia, Afrosoricida, Tenrecidae. Bases 1 to 462 code for a protein of 153 amino acids. The transcript has 2 exons.